Molecule: messenger RNA, 1317 nt
Organism: Anoplopoma fimbria (sablefish)
Lineage: Eukaryota; Metazoa; Chordata; Actinopteri; Perciformes; Anoplopomatidae
Product: protein cornichon homolog 4
Exons: 5
Coding region: 8-427 (139 amino acids)
Biological process (GO): endoplasmic reticulum to Golgi vesicle-mediated transport
Cellular component (GO): COPII-coated ER to Golgi transport vesicle; endoplasmic reticulum membrane
Source: RefSeq, a predicted model, not a curated record
AAGAAAAAUGGAAGCGGCAGUGUUCAUUCUGUCACUUGUGGACUGCUGUGCACUUAUUUUCCUCUCGGUGUACUUUAUAAUCACCCUGUCUGAUCUAGAAUGUGACUAUAUCAACGCUAGAGCCUGCUGCUCCAAGCUAAACAAAUGGGUCAUUCCAGAGAUGGUCGGCCAAUGUCUCUCCACUAUGCUGAUGUUGGUCUCGAUGCACUGGUUCAUCUUCCUCCUCAACCUGCCUGUAGCAGCAUGGAACAUUUAUAGGUAUGUGAAAGUUCCAAUGGGAAACAUGGGCGUGUUUGACCCCACUGAGAUCCACAACCGAGGUCAGCUCAAGUCCCACAUGAAGGAGGCCAUGAUUAAACUGGGUUACCACCUGCUCUGCUUCUUUAUCUAUUUGUAUAGCAUGAUCCUGGCUCUGAUCAACGACUGAAGCAGCCAUCGGGCUGUCAGAUUCCAACGUCCAGGCUUUGCCGUCUCCCCCUCACAUCCUGCUCCUAUACUGUAUGCAUACAAUCUUUCUGAACAGCAGAGAGAGGAAGUUUAUUGUCACUGAUUACUGAUCCACGCUGUUAUUUGUGUUGUCAGUUUCCCAGAGUUUUCAAUUGAAUACUGAGGUUGACAUUUAACCAUUUAGCACUUCAGUACCAUCAUGCAAAAAUCUCCUACAACAAGCGCAGUGUGAUAUUGUGAGGGGAUAACUAAUGAGGUAUCUUUUCAACCUCUAUAUGCAAUAGUGAGUAAAAACAACACUAACAUAGUGGCUGUAAGAAAUAUUUUCUCAGUAAAGUGAGCAAGUAGUCUUCCUAGAGCAGAGAUGAGCAGAAACAACUUGUAAAUAAGUCUGAUAUAACCAAGCACAGCACUGAGUAAUGAUUCUCUGUCUAUCUGAAAUUAAGGUGGAAUUCUUGAGCGUGUUGAUCCACCAAAGCCACAUUUAGAAAAAUGCCAAUGGUGCUUCAAACCUCAAACCAAAUGAUGUCCUCUUGUGAAAAGGACUGGAACCUGCUGUGGUCCUCUGCUGCAGCGGUUCCAUGCAAUGUGUGCUCACAGAUACUCUCCAGCAUAUGUAACUCACUGGAGGUUUUUUUCUCUGUGACCUCCAGAGACUGUUGUGGUGGAAAUCAAGAUCAGUAUAUACUUCAACAACCCUGUCUGGCACCAACAAUCAUUCAACUAGGUCACAUUUUCUCCUCAUUCUUGUUUUUAAUCUGAAUUACUCAACCGCUAGAGCAUGUCUGCUUGCUUUAUUGCAUUGACCUGCUGCUGAUCAUCUUCUUCUGUAGCUGGCCGUUAAUCAACUUUAGGCUUCUCAACUACUGU